AUGAUCGCAUUGCUCUUGCUAUUCCUUGGAGUUGCUAAUGGUGAGAUUGAUCUGUGUUGGAGAAGGAUUACUGAUCCUCACAAGCCCAACUCCUUCACAGUUGCACGGGCACAAGUAUCCCUUGCUGAAUUGGUCGACGCCGAAUACCUUUUCGAAGAACCUAGCGCGAAAGGCCUAGUAAUUGGAACAGGUGCACAGGGCACGACGUACCUCGUCUCCGGCACAUUUUAUGGUUUUGACACAGGUUAUACCUUAACGGUGGCCCAGGACGCGACGCACAUCUCUAAAGGCGGCGAUGCUGUUGACGGGUCCAUCACGUUAUCGUACGAAGUUCAAUGCGGAAUUAACAACGUCGACAUGAUCUGCACAGAGCGUCUCGGUGUAGGAGUUGAAACUACUACUCAAGAUCUAAGCUAUACCGGGAUUAUCGUGAGCACAGCUGGUGCUACUCCUGGAAGCUUGCCACAAAGUACAGUAACGGCGUCAAGUCGGACAACGACCCGUUCGGCAAUAACAACUGCCACUUUUCCCGAGCCCACUGAAGCCUCAGGAGGCGAUUUGCCUUCGUCUGGAGACGUUCCGAUUCCCGGCCUCGGUGGAUUACCCAGCGCGAGUUCCCUAAGAUAUAGCAUCCCUGGAAUAACUUUGGCGAUACCCUUCGCAGUGGCACUGCUGAGCAGAAUUUGA
Messenger RNA from Fomitiporia mediterranea MF3/22, 687 nucleotides. RefSeq lists its product as uncharacterized. Bases 1 to 687 code for a protein of 228 amino acids. The record is from RefSeq and is a predicted model, not a curated record. The transcript has 2 exons. Lineage: Eukaryota; Fungi; Basidiomycota; Agaricomycetes; Hymenochaetales; Hymenochaetaceae.